Molecule: messenger RNA, 4863 nt
Organism: Carassius auratus (goldfish)
Lineage: Eukaryota; Metazoa; Chordata; Actinopteri; Cypriniformes; Cyprinidae
Product: transcription factor MafK
Exons: 3
Coding region: 191-664 (157 amino acids)
Biological process (GO): regulation of transcription by RNA polymerase II
Cellular component (GO): nucleus
Molecular function (GO): RNA polymerase II cis-regulatory region sequence-specific DNA binding; DNA-binding transcription factor activity, RNA polymerase II-specific
Source: RefSeq, a predicted model, not a curated record
GGAAUGUUGAUACAUUGUUGUUGUUUUGUAGUUAAUUUAGUUCACAGGGAAACAUUUCGCUUCGGUUGCAGGACGCGAGGCAGGGCUCGACCUGUUGAUUCCAGGACACCCCUCAGACACUCUGCGCGUCCCGGACACAGAUUCCCCGUUCACAAGACACAUUUUUGAGGAGUUCUGACUAGCUGCUUGUAUGCAGGGCAUGACGACUCAUUUUAAAGCAGGCAAAGCUUUAAAGGUCAAGAAGGAGGUGGGUGAGAAUGCCCCGGCGCUCAGUGAUGACGAGCUGGUGGCCAUGUCGGUGCGGGAGCUCAACCAGCACCUGCGCGGGCUGACGAAGGAAGACGUGGUCCGGCUGAAGCAGCGGCGGCGCACGCUGAAGAACCGCGGGUACGCGGCCAGCUGCCGCAUCAAGCGCGUCACGCAGAAAGAGGAGCUUGAACGCCAAAAAACAGAGCUGCAACAAGAGGUGGACAAACUGGCUCGUGAAAACGCCAGCAUGCGGCUGGAGCUUGACGCGCUUCGUGCCAAGUACGAGGCCCUGCAGUGCUUUGCCCGGACUGUCACACGCGGGCCUCCCGGUAAGGUGGCCACCACCAGCGUCAUCACUAUUGUCAAGUCUGCCAAUCACAGCGCCGGCUCCGCCCCUUUUUCAGCGCACUCGUAGUGCUGAUUGACAGCGCCUGCUCAGCUCCUUCUGGUCCAAUCCAGCUCUGAACCUAUACUGGCCCGCGGGCCACCGCUCGAUCCACACUGAGAGGAAGCUCAGUGGUCAGGCUGAGGGGAGGGUGGGGGCCUUAAUAUGCGUAACUACAACAGGCAGCAUCUUUUUUUUUUUUUUCUCACUUCUCUCUUUUUUUUUUUUUUUACACACUCACAAAACACAUACAUAAAAAAACACGUCUAUAUUGUCUGUGCACUGUGCUAUAACCUCCGGCACCGGCAGGGCACAUCGACCCUUCUCUCAGCUUCACCACAGGCUGAGACUUAGCAGAGAUGAGCACUUGUUAAAGUGUGAGAUAGUACUUGACUUAACCUGCCAUGGCAGCACUGUUCGACAGCUAGGAUGCCCGUGACUUAUUGCAUAUGCACCAGAAACGAAAAUGAAUAAUGUAUCAUUAUAAGACGUAAUUAUUAUUCAUAUUAGGCCAAUAUUGUAAACUUACACUACCGUUCAAUAGUUUAUGGACAGUACAUUUUUCUUUAAAAAAAUCAUACUUUUAUUCAUCAAAGACACAUUAAAUUGUGACCCUGGACCACAAAACCAGUCAUAAGGGUCCAUUUAAAAAUUGUAUUUUAAAUUAUGAAUUGAGAUCAUCUGAAAGUUUAAUAAAUAAGCUUCCCAUUGGUGUUUGGGUCGUAUAGAACAAUAUUUGAUACAACUAUUUGGAAAUCUGAGGGUGCAAAAAGAAAAAUAAUUAAAUAUUGAGAAAAUCACCUCAAAAGUUGUCUAAAUUAAGUUCUUGGCAAUGCAUAUUAGUAAUCAAUAAUUAAGUUUUGAUAUAUUUAUGGUAGGACAUUUACAAAAUAUCUUCAUGGAACAUGAUCUUUACUUAAUAUCCUAAUGAUUUUUGGCUUAAAAGAAUAAUCAAUAUUUUUUUUUUAUACAUAUAAUGUAUUUUGGCUAUUGCUACAAAUAGACCUGUGCUACUUAUGACUGCUUUUGUGCUCCAGGGUCACAAUUGAUCAUACGUAUCAGUAAAGACAGUAUUCAUCAAAAGAAUCCUGAAAUUCCGGUUUUCCACAAAAAUAUGAAUCAGCACAACCGUUUUCAACACUGAUAAUUGGAAGAAAGUAGUAGUUUCUUGAGCAGCAAAUUAGAAUGAUUUCCAAAGGAUCAUGUGACACUGAAAAUUCGGCUUUGCGUCACAGAAAUCAUAAAAGUAUAUUAAAAUAGAAAUGAUUUUCAUUUGUAAUUAUAUUCCACUAUGUGAAUGUUUUUACUGUAUUUUUGAUCAAGUAGACUUGGUGAGCAAAAGCAUAAAAAAUAUAACAGACCCCAAACUUUUGAAUGGGAGCAGUUUUUUGACACAGUUUAUGUGAUGUCAUCUGGCAUCAUGAAAUACGUCGGCAUAAACUCAUACAUUGCUACCAAUCAUUGUGAAAGACCAGAGGUCAGAAAUCAGGUUUGACCAACACAGUCCAAAGUUGAGGAUGAUGUUAUCGGCAUCAAGGGCAAAUCCUUAUCCUGAAGCGUUACAAUAACUGAUAAACAAUGCUAAUUAUCCAAUGGGAAAUGAGCCAAUUCUUCUUAGUCAGCAGUUUAAACAUAAUAAUCCCAAAUGGGAAAACAGCACUUACCGUAUUUUAACUGCUGAAUUACAGUAUAAUACUAUGAAGCACUUGCAAAGCAGACUGACGUAUGUGAACAUUCAAGACUGAAAUUACAGAGUAACUGAGUUUCUAGAAAAGGGCACUUCAUGGAGUUUUUUUUUUAUUGUUGUAUUUGUUUCAUUAGAGGUUAGUUAGUAUAAAGUUAAUUAUCCUCAAAGUGAAACGUGUUGAUGAUAACAUCCAAGCGGCACAUCUGUGUUGUCCGUUAUCUCAAAGAUAUACCGUUUUUCAUGACCUGUCUCUAUACGACGCCAUAAAAUGGUAGGUAAUCCAUAUUGGAUAUUGUGAUAACAGGAGCUGUCUUGGCAAAACAAACAAAGAAAAAAAUGCAGUUCAGUUAUAACCUGUAUAUUACAGAACUGAGUUAAUGUCAAAAAAGUAAUGUCAAAGUUAAGCUCCCAACUUCGUAUAGAGAAUUCCGUCCGCUCCGAACGCAUUCCCACUGCUAAGGUGCCACUGCCGGUGUUGGUGACCCUGAUUAAAAUGUACAUAAAAUGCCAAUAUUUGAUAUUUCGACACAGACACUUUGGGUAAGGAGAAUCCUGGGGUCCUUGAAACCAGCUCAACCGUUCAUCCCUAAAACAUUAACACACCGUCCGUAUUUGGAUUAAACUGAAGCUGGCUGAAAUCAGGAUUGUCUCUUACCUAAGUGGCUAUGACUGUUCGUGUGAGCCCUUCCACCACUGCAGGAAGCAUUAGAGGGGUGUUGUGCUGCUUGGAUGCCCACUGUUUGACCCACAUCUGUCCUGUUAUGCUCUAAGCAUUUUUACAUCUUAUUUUACAUUUAUGUUUCUUUAUCUGAUGUUCCCAAUUGUUUCUGUAGUUUAUAUGUAUCCAGGACACGAAAUACCUUCAGAGUGGUGUGAUUUGGUUACAGUGGUUUAUUUAACUGAUUUAAGUUCAGAUGUCCAAUAGAAGAAAGCCCCACUCUCAAUUCCUAUGUGUCAGUACAUAAACCCAACACACUAUUGGUUUUACGGUGAAUGGUAGUGUUCAGAUGAUAUUGUGGAUCUUUAUUUUAAGCGUGCAGAUUUUAAGAACCUGUAAUUACAGUAUUCAUCAUUUAUUUGCCAUUGUUUUUGGUCCUACAGUCAGCAUUUCAGACCUCCGUUUGUGAAAGCGUCCGGUGCAGUUCUUUUAAAUGUGACCACAGAUGGUUGGCAGAUCCUCUUUUCUGGAAUCAUGGGUUUUAAAUUGCUGUCUAUAUUUUCCCUUUAGGCCACAAAAGCAUUUUAGGGUGAAAUAACUCUGGAAUUUUUCAUUCGUCAUGUUGUGGCCAAUUUUUGUUGUUCCUCUAAGACUUAAUACGUUACAUAAUAUUAGAAUUUAUCAGAGUUAACCCUUGGUAGGAAGUGCGAUGUGUCACUUCUUCUUUAUGGAAAUAGUAUUUUUAUUGUUUGAGAAACUGACAAAACAGCUCAUUCUGUGCUUUACACUGACAUCUGGUGGCGAUUUGUUCUUUUCUGUUUUUCCAAAAUGCUGUGAUCGAAUGCGGAUGACACCAAGAGCCAUCAUUUCUUCUGACUAGUGAGGCGUUGCUGUUUUGCUUUGUGUUCAUUUCAGCUGCCACCAAAGCCAUAACCCAUCAGUGCGCUUUCUUUAAAGCUCACUUCGUUUCUAUUCUUUUAUUAAUAUUUUUUUUAGUGUGAGUUAAAUAAAACUACACCCUCUAGUAACUAGAUUGUGAUGCCCUAAUUCAGACUAAUGAGAACCCAACAUGCCAUCACAAAACUAUUCUGUAAUUUUAAAGGGAUGCCAGUGGUUUUGGCCAGUUCGUUGAAGUUAUUUGUGUAGAUUUAAUUAGAUCAAAAACGAAAUCAGUACCGACAGAGGCAUUUCAGGUCAUCUUGUGACUGAGGCCUGUAGAUAUUUCUCUAUUUUGAAGCAGUUUUGUACAGUAAAUGUUCCUCCCGACACAGUUAGAUGGUGAAAAUGGUCUUUAAACUAAGUGGGUACUUUUUCUGUCUUUUUUUAAUUCUAUAUAUGCUGUAUGUGGCCUUUUGGGCGGAAUAGGAUAAAUUAUUCUAUAUUUUACAUAUGAAUAUAUCUAUUUUUUAAAGUAUAUAUACUAUGUGCUCAGUCAGUCUUUAAAAGCUAUUUACGCCAUACCAUGAACGCACAUAGGAAUUCUAACCAAUGCUCUUUAAAACACACUUGCCUAUAAAAAUCUUAGUGAGACUCCAUGACAUAUAAAGUAUGCUGCUCCAAAUUAUUACUUUAUAUUCGUCAACGUUAAGAUGAAACUGUAAGGUAUUGGGGGAAGUAGUCAUGUCAUUUGUAGUUAAAGUAGUGCCUUUAACAUUGAGCUUGUCAUCAUUUAAGUACUGUAUGAAUGGGUGUGGUUGUUUGUAAAAUCUUAUUUCCAUGUGCAGCCACAGAUUUGCCUGUUUGAUAGGUUUAGUAGGAGUAAUUGUGCUAUAUAUAACAUAGCGGUUGUAAAUACGGACACCAUAAAAAGGCAGCAAAAAAAGGUUUAGAUUAAUCAUUAAUCUGCUUGUAUCACAUUGAUCUUUGAUAUUUAUUUUGUUUUUG